This is a messenger RNA of Salvelinus namaycush (lake trout), 1338 nucleotides long. It is a transcript of the gene dhrs12, whose product is annotated as dehydrogenase/reductase (SDR family) member 12. NCBI's taxonomy places the organism in Eukaryota, Metazoa, Chordata, Actinopteri, Salmoniformes, Salmonidae. The record is from RefSeq and is a predicted model, not a curated record. Bases 71 to 1027 code for a protein of 318 amino acids. The transcript is spliced from 10 exons.
AUGCAACGUUACAGUAGCUAUAUAACUCUACUUAAAAUAAUGAUCCAGCUAACUAGCUAGCUACCUAAAGAUGUCGUUUUACAGAAGCGCCGUUUGGUUCGUUAAAGGACUUCAAGAAUACACAAAAAGCGGAUAUGAAGCAGCAGCUAAGCAGUUUAAUACUGGGGACCUGGACGUGAACCUGAGUGGCAGGUCUUUUGUAAUCACUGGGGCCAACAGCGGCAUUGGAAAAGCUACAGCCCAUGAAAUAGCCAAAAGAGGAGGGAUUGUCCACCUGGUGUGUCGUAACAAGGAACUGGCACAGGAGGCGAAAGAGGAGAUAGUGGAACAUAGUAAAAACCAGAAUGUCCAUGUUCACAUCGUUGACAUGUCCAGUGCAAGACAAGUGUGGGAGUUUGCAGAGAGCUUCUCAAAAAGCAACAGCAUUCAUGUACUGAUCAACAAUGCAGGGUGUAUGGUAAACCAGAAAGAGCUGACAGAGGAAGGUGUAGAGAAGAACUUUGCUACUAACACUCUCGGUACCUUCAUCCUAACCACAGCGUUGAUACCAGCCCUGAAACAGGCACAGGACCCACGAGUGAUCACAGUGUCUUCAGGGGGCAUGCUGGUCCAGAAGAUGAAUGUAGACGACCUGCAGUCUGAGAAGGGGACGUUCGACGGCACUAUGGCCUACGCUCAGAAUAAAAGACAACAGGUGAUACUGACCGAGAGAUGGGCGUCCCAGCAUAAAGAGAUCCACUUCUCAUCAAUGCACCCUGGCUGGGCUGAUACUCCAGCUGUCCAGUUGUCCAUGCCUGACUUCCAUGCUAAGAUGAAGAACAAGCUGCGUACGGAGUCCAUGGGGGCCGACACUGUGGUGUGGCUGGCCAUCUCAGCAGUGGCCUCCAACCAGCCAAGUGGACUCUUCUUCCAGGACCGAAUGGCGGUGCCCACACACCUUCCGCUGGCUUUAUCCAGGUCCUCUCCAGCCGAUGAGGAGAAGCUGCAGGCAAUACUGGAGCAGCUCGCACACAAGUUCAAACCUUGACCUCUCCUACAGCGGUCAAAAGGUUAUGAACAGACAGACCCUCCAGCCCACGUGUCCGUUGACAAACACUCCUCAUUAUAGAUAUGCACUGUAUAAAGUGGACAUAGCGGUAAUAUUUUUACAACCAUUUUCUAUUUAUGAUGAUGAUGAUGAUCUGUAAAUGGAUUGCUUGCUAUUGCUAAGAUCAAAGUGUAGCCACACAGAACAUUUUAAUGGCUCAUGUUUGGGGUAGCGGCCUUCACUGGUCGUUCUGAAAUGGACCUGCGGCUUUCCCAUCCAGACCUGAUAUGCAUAAAUUUCUCCCAAAAAAA